CAUUGGCUCAACUUAUCGGAUAAUUUGAAAUUACAUAUACAAGAAAUACCGGAGCAUCAUACUCCAUAGAGCAGAACAUUUAGUGUCAAGCCACACCAAUGGGGAUGGACAUUGAGGAGUUAUACCAGCGCUAUUGUGUUAGAUUGAAACACUCCCUCCUUAUCACACUGCUCUUCAUCAUGAUUGCGUACAGUGGUUGUCUAAUGGCAUUUCACCUGGCCUAUAAUAGAGCAUUGGAACAAUUUGAAACUACAGUGCAGUUCGCAACAUCUUGCUUCAGCCUUGGUGCUUCCAUGAUCCUCAUGGGUUUGAUUUGCACAGAGAGGUUAUUCCAGAAACUUCUACGGGGCAUCACAAUAGUUGUAUGGCUUGUCAUGAUGGCGUCGGUGUUUGUCUAUAUGGGGUUCAACCCAGGUCGUUCUGCCAUGGAUGAUGUCCCCAUGACGAUGUAUAUAAUACUUGUGUUACACACAAUGUUGCCAUUAUCAAAAAAGGUGGCAGUGUGUCUUGGGGUACUAACGGCAUUGGUGCAGCUAACCGUGGCAGGAUUCUUCGCUGUUGUACACAGGAAAUACAUUUUAUAUCAGCUGAUCGCCAAUGGUGUAGUGUACAUCUGUAUGAACCUAGUGGGGGCAUACCAUAAGUACCUAACUGAUAUAGCACACAGGGGGACAUUCAUGGACUCCAGGAAAUGUAUUGAGUCUAGAAUAAAAUUGGAGCAUGAGAGACAGCAACAGGAGCAACUGUUGCUAAGCGUUAUUCCCGUUCAUCUUGCAUUUGAACUCAAGAAAGAAAUGAUGCGAAAACUAGAGGAUCAUGGGAAGCGUGGUGGGAAUCGUAAUUCAUUCCUUACGUCCAUGUUUCAUGAGCUUUAUGUAAAACAAUACAGUAACGUGAGCAUUUUGUAUGCAGACAUCGUUAAUUUCACUCCAUUGGCAUCUGGAUGUACUGCUGCUGAGCUUGUUAAGAUCCUCAAUGAGCUUUUUGCCCAGUUUGAUAUCCUCGGCAAGAAGAAUGACUGUAUGAGAAUUAAGAUCCUAGGCGAUUGUUACUAUUGUGUGUCUGGGUUACCAGUCUCUAGACCUCAUCAUGCAGCAAACUGUGUCAAAAUGGGACUUGCUAUGAUACGCAAGAUAUGGAGUGUCCAGGAAGUGACAGGUGUUAACGUUGACAUGAGGAUUGGGAUUCACACUGGAAAUGUGUACUGUGGUGUCCUUGGGCUGCGGAAAUGGCAGUUUGAUGUUUGGUCUGAUGAUGUCACAAUAGCCAAUCAUAUGGAGUCUGGGGGAGUUCCUGGGAGAGUCCAUAUAUCUAAAGCCACAUUGUAUCAGUUAAGCAAUGCAUUCCAAGUUGAGCCAGGCAAUGGAGGGGAAAGAAGUGAGUUUUUAAAGAAAUAUGAGAUUGAGACGUUUCUGAUUGUUCCUCCUUCGACUAACAAGGCUAAUAAUUCUCCAAGAAUCAAGAAACUUCCAAGGGGAGUGGGGCACAAAGUACAUCCAAACAUCCGCAAAUCUGUCUUGCGAUACUUGGAUUCCUGGGGCGCAGCUAAACCUUUUGCCGGCCUGUCUGAUCAAAGUUUGGCUAAAAACAUAGGUGUAACUAGCUUGUCUAUUAUGGAGGCGAAUCUUAAACCCUUGGCAUGCAGUCUUGAUCCAAGGGAGUGGUUCCAUUCAGAAGAUAUCAACAGAUUCUCACUAAUGUAUAUAAACUCUAAACUCAAUCUCCAAUAUAUGGAACAAUCCAAUCCAGCAUUCAAAUAUUACAUCGUCACUGCCGUGGUUAUAUUCUCUUCCAUGGGUAUCACACAAAUGUUGAUGUUACCACGACAACUCAUAAACAUUAUAGGCUAUUCCAUAGGAAUAGGUCUAUUCUCCAUCAUAAUGUUGAUACAUUUUGGAACUGUUUGUAGCCGACGAGAGGCGAACAACUCAAGUUCAAAAAAUGUGAAAAUGACACUUUGUAAAAUAUUUUACCAUAUAUCACGAGCGAUCUACGAAAGUUGGAUCACACGCUGUUUCAUAACGAUCAUCAUUUUGUUCCUAGUUGGAAUAAUGGCGAUACUUUCAAUCAGUGAUUGUAACCAACUAGAGAUUAUGUAUAGUGAUUCAAAUGUAACGUUAUGUGAUGCGUCCUCCAACUUUAGCGUUAAUGCACCAAUAGUGGACUCUUUGGACCCAGCAGUAAAUUCAUCAGGUGUGAAUUGUGUAUAUAAGACCAGGAAGGAUUUUGAAGAACCUACGCCUGGUACAAAUCAAUGCAGUUUUCCCCCAUACUACAUAUACUGUUGUAUGCUGGCCAUGGUUUCCUCGACAGUAUUUCUACAAAUCAACUUCCUGUUGAAACUGAUCUUCAUGGUGAUAACUCUGACAUCAUAUAAUCUUAUCGUACAUAUAUUCAGUCCCAACGUCUUCAAUAAUUAUGACAACUAUCGCCUCUACGAGACUGGUGAGGAGGGUUUGAUUGCACUGAGGGUGAAAGCUUCCAUAUAUCUUGCAGUAUUAUUUAUCACCCUUCAUGUCCUAGAUAGACAGACUGAGUACACUUCAAGGCUUGACUUCCUCUGGAAAAGCAGGUUCAAGGUGGAACAAGAAGAGGUGGAAACUAUGGGCUCUCUUAACAAGGUCCUGCUGGAGAACAUUCUCCCUGCUCAUGUUGCGCAGCAUUUUAUGGUGAAGAGAAGGUGUGGGGAGCUCUACCACGAAUCUUACAGUAGCGUAUGUGUCAUGUUUGCCUCUAUUCCACACUGGCAAGACUACUGGCAUCAAAACACCUUCAACAGACAGGGGUUAGGAUGCCUACGGCUCCUCAAUGAGAUCAUAGCAGACUUUGACCAGCUACUAUCUAAGCCUAAGUUCAGUACUGUGGAGAAAAUUAAGACAAUUGGCAGCACUUAUAUGUGUGCCACUGGCCUUUUGCCUGGCAGGGAGGAUAGCUCAAGUUCCCCUGGAGACAGUCGUAUAGACUACUAUGUGAUGGUCAUGGUGAGUCUGUGCCAGGCAAUGUCUGAAUGCUUAGAACAGAUCAACAAAGACUCCUUCAACACAUUUCAGCUCAGAAUAGGUAUGAACUAUGGUCCUGUUAUAGCAGGCGUAAUUGGGGCAACUAAACCUCAGUAUGAUAUUUGGGGUGACACAGUUAACGUUGCAAGUAGAAUGGACAGUUCAGGAGAGGAAGGUAGAAUCCAAGUCACGGAGCAAACAGCUGAUAUUCUCAUGAGUGCAGGACACCAGUGUGAAUGUAGGGGAGAGAUUAAAAUUAAAGGAAAGGAGCAUCCAAUGAAAACUUAUCUUAUUAAUUUAUAGUCUAUUCUAUGGGACAUGUAUAAGAAACUGAAAUAUCAAUAAUUGAAGUCUAGGGUAUAGGACACUGAAUUUGACUGAAAUAUUGAUACAUUAUAGUCUACAGUAUAGGACAAUGAAAUACACACACAUUCUAGUCUACUGUAAUGAGGAAUGUGUACAUACUUCUGUUAGAUUAGUAUGAACAUUGUACAUGUAUGUAUGUAUAUACAUAUCUGUAAUAUAACAUUGAAUAUGGUAUAAUGCCAUUAUAUAAAUAGAGGAUAUCCUAU
Owenia fusiformis is the source of this 3571-nucleotide messenger RNA. NCBI's taxonomy places the organism in Eukaryota, Metazoa, Annelida, Polychaeta, Sabellida, Oweniidae. The record is from the annotation of a GenBank genome assembly.